Vitis vinifera (wine grape) is the source of this 1869-nucleotide messenger RNA. RefSeq names its product putative UDP-glucuronate:xylan alpha-glucuronosyltransferase 4. Gene Ontology annotation, molecular function: glycosyltransferase activity. The record is from RefSeq and is a predicted model, not a curated record. The transcript is spliced from 2 exons. Lineage: Eukaryota; Viridiplantae; Streptophyta; Magnoliopsida; Vitales; Vitaceae. The coding region runs from base 14 to 1654 and encodes 546 amino acids. Gene Ontology annotation, biological process: xylan biosynthetic process.
AACCCUAAAAUUAAUGGCUCCCAGUCUUAAACCUUUCAAUUUCAAGCCUAAAUUCUUCAUUUUCUUUCUCCUUGUUCUCUCUCUAGCCCUCCUCUUCCUCACUCUAAGUCUCCGGCCACUCUACUUGCUAGAGACCUCACUCCGAAACCCAAAAUGGCUCGGUAUUGCAUCGAAAGAACUCAACGGUAGGAGAGUCAAAAUAGGGUUGGUUAAUGUUGGUGACCAAGAUUUUGGAGAACUGUAUGGGUUAAGAGACCAAGUUCACGUGCCAUUUGAUCGCGUCGCCGGCGAUGUCAAGUGGGGUGACUUGUUCCCGGAGUGGAUAGAUGAAGACCAGAAAUGGGCUGCACCGCGGUGCCCGGACAUCCCGAUGCCGAGGCUCGAGUUGUACGAGGACCUGGAUGUUGUGGUAGCCAGGGUUCCAUGUGGGCAUGGGGUGGUGGAGGGGAGGAAGGGGGUGAGGGAUGUGUUCAGGGUGCAGGUGAAUUUGGUGGUGGCUAAUCUAGCAGUAAAGAGUGGGCUGACGAGGGGUGACAUUGAUCAGACAGUAAUCGUCGUGUUUGUUGGGUCCUGUGGGCCCAUGCGGGAGAUUUUCCGAUGCGAUGAUCUGGUGGAGCAUGGAGAGGAUUACUGGGUUUACAGGCCUGAUUUGAGGAAGCUGAAGCACAAGCUGGUCAUGCCUGUGGGGAGUUGCCAACUUGCUCCUCCUUAUGCAGAAUUCGGCAAAGAGAGGUGGAGACGCUAUAUAUCACAAUCCACACCAUCAUCUCUCAACUACGCAAUCAACAAACCAAGAGAAGCCUAUGCAACCAUCCUCCAUUCUUCUGAGGCUUAUGUUUGUGGUGCCAUAGCUUUGGCCCAGAGCAUCACCCAAACCGGAUCCACCAAAGACCUGGUCCUGCUCGCCGACAAUUCCAUAACUUCCCGAUCCCUCCAAGGCCUUAGGGCUGCAGGGUGGAAGAUCAAGCACAUUGAAAGAAUCCGAAGCCCUAAUGCAAAAAAGAAUGCCUACAAUGAGUGGAACUACAGCAAGCUGAGGCUAUGGCAGCUCACUGAGUAUGAUAAAAUCAUCUUCAUAGACGCCGACUUUAUCGUCCUAAACAAUAUGGAUUCCUUGUUUGUUUAUCCACAAUUAUCAGCAGUAGGGAAUAACCGAGUGUUGUUCAACUCUGGGAUCAUGGUGGUGGAGCCCUCCGAGUGUAUGUUCCAAACCCUAAUGGAGAAAAGCCAGACAAUGGUGUCAUAUAACGGGGGCGAUCAGGGCUUUCUCAAUGAAGUCUUCACAUGGUGGCACCGGUGGCCGAGGAGGCUGAACUUCCUCAAGAUCUUCAAAGAGAAAAACGAACAUGAGAUCCCGGCGAAUGUGUAUGCGAUUCAUUACUUAGGGGUGAAGCCAUGGAUGUGCUAUAGAGACUAUGACUGCAACUGGGACAAGCUGGAUCAUCAUCCUUUUGCUAGCGACUCGGCUCAUAGGAGGUGGUGGGAGGUGUACGACGCCAUGCCGGAGGGGUUGUGGGGGUACUGCGGGCUGACAAAGAAGAAGGAUGAGAGGAUAAGGAAGUGGAGGAAGAUAGCUCAGAAGAAGAAUUUGUCUGAUGGGCAUUGGAAGAUGGAAGUCAGAGACCCCAGACAGAAGAUGCUUGUUGAUUUGUAGGAGGAAGAAGAUGAUCAGGUUUUGGGGAUUCCAUGUGGUGAAUUGUGGUAUAUGUUGAGGAAGGAAGGGGAGAUGUAUUUAUAACCAAAAACUUGGAUUGAAUUAUUAUUCAAAAGUGUAUGUAAACUACAAAGCUUUGCUUCAUGAUAUGUACAUUUGGCAUACAAUGGCAGAGUUAGAAAUGUGCUUGAAGAGACAUAAAUAAAAGAAUUAUU